Molecule: messenger RNA, 1644 nt
Organism: Brassica oleracea var. oleracea
Lineage: Eukaryota; Viridiplantae; Streptophyta; Magnoliopsida; Brassicales; Brassicaceae
Exons: 4
Coding region: 137-1492 (451 amino acids)
Source: RefSeq, a predicted model, not a curated record
ACUACGCUUCUCCUCUUCAACACUAUAAAACCGAGAUAAUACACACACGCACGCACGCACGCGCACUGUUCAUCACUAGACGAUACUUAUUCAGUUUCGAAAUUCACAGGGCGAAAAGGAAGAAGCCGAGAGACUGAUGAGAAGAACAUUCAUGACGCGAUCGAAAUCGCUUCCGAUUAGGUCUUCGCGCAAGUCUCUCGAUCCCUAUCAUCCAUCCCCCGCAUCGCUUCCGGAGGAAGCUAAUCAAGGAGUUAGCAACAAACGGUAUCCUCCGCAGAUUGAAAUCGGCGAUGAUGAUGUCGAGAUUGUUACAGAUGCGUUUGAUGGAAGGGAUAAGAAGCGUCACUGUGUUGGGACAAGUGAGCCGUUGAACUUAGAGGCUUGCAUCGUAUGUGAAACUUCAGAUGAAUUGGUGUACCGUUGUUGUGGCGCUGACUGUCUUCUUUGGUUUCAUGAGGAGUGUUUGAAUGCGGAGUUCGGUAGUGGUGGUGGUGGUGAGGAUCCUGCGAAUCCGUUUUGUCCUUACUGCUGGUUUCAGAUUCUAGCAGUGGAGUCCAUACGGUUGAAAGAGAAGGCCGUUGGAGCUGAAAUGGCGGUGUUCAAGUAUAUUCUAGACGAAGAGAUGAGAAGCAGAGGUGAGGUGGACGAGAGGGUUCCCAAAGGUCAAGAGGAUUCAGUGGACGCUACAGACAUUGUAAGUGAUCAGGAGGUAGAAGCAGAGAAGGUUGCCUAUUCAUCAAAAGUGGAUGAGAAGGAUUCUGAUGAAUCAAGAGGUGAGGACAUGGCAUUGGUUGAGGAAACCGAUCAAUCAGAAGGAGAAAAAGAGAAUUUUGAAGUGCGUACUGAUAAAGUGGAAGAUGACGAAGAGAGAGUAGUUACUGAAAAUUUUCAAGACGCUGAGGAUGACGAAACAGCUGGAGAUAAAACUACAGGCAAUACAUGUGCAGGGAAAGAGAGAGAUGUUUCACCGUUUCUGUCUAUGCAAGAAUCGUUUUCAGGAAAAGAACACGAUCAGGUCCAACAGAGCGAGAAGCGGAGAAGAAAACGACGGUUGAUACUGAAUGCUUUUGAUAGUGACGUCUCAUCAAAUGGUUCAACUAACGAACCGAAUGGAGAAGAUGCAGCUGAGCAAAUGACUUCAUUGACUUUAGUAGUAACCUCCCCGCUAGGGAUGACGAAGAACCACCAGAGAGAAGAUAGCAGAACAACCAAAGUGGAUAACUCAAAAACAGUGAGGGACAUUCCGAUAUUUAAGAUGGAUCAGAAAAGGAGGCUAUUGUGGACGCCUGAAGAAGAAUACAUGCUGAAGGUGGGAGUGGAGAAAUUUUCAGCAGAAGCAAAGAAGAACAUUCCAUGGAGGAAAAUUCUGGAAAUGGGACAGAAGGUGUUCCACGAAACACGUACUCCAUCUGAUCUCAAGGACAAGUGGAGAAACAUGACUGGCGCAAGAUUAAAGAACAAACAAGACAGCACAACAGUCCCUGGUAUGUAACCGAUAAUUGGUGACUCCAAUUAGGAGAUGAUCCUGGAACCGUGAAGGUUCUGAGAAGCUAAAUAAAGAAUUCAUUUAUAUGAAACACGUUUUAUUUGAACUUCACGAAGCCGUUUUUAUCUACGUUGCCAAUAUUAACAUGUGGUAUCAAA